Messenger RNA from Aethina tumida (small hive beetle), 2398 nucleotides. Its product is annotated as E3 ubiquitin-protein ligase TRIM37. Gene Ontology annotation, biological process: negative regulation of centriole replication; protein autoubiquitination. The coding region runs from base 307 to 2202 and encodes 631 amino acids. NCBI's taxonomy places the organism in Eukaryota, Metazoa, Arthropoda, Insecta, Coleoptera, Nitidulidae. The transcript has 10 exons. The record is from RefSeq and is a predicted model, not a curated record. Gene Ontology annotation, cellular component: aggresome; peroxisome. Gene Ontology annotation, molecular function: ubiquitin protein ligase activity; ubiquitin protein ligase binding; tumor necrosis factor receptor binding.
AUAUUUACAAAUAAUUUAUUGCCAAGAGUAUUUUUUAUAUUGUCUUACAUAUUACAUAGUAUUGUACAAAUUUAAUAUUACAUUUCAGUUUACAUACAAACCUAACAAUAAGCACUACUAUCAUAUUUUGUAUAAUUAACAAAUUAAUGAUUCCUAAAAUUGAAUAAUUAAUUAUUAAAAUUAAACAAUACUAUAGUCAAUGUCACUAUUGACAUAUAGUUGCCAAGUGCCCCAGUGUCACAAAACGUUUUGUUAAAUUUACUCCACACUAAAUCGAAAGUUUGUUUUGAUAUUUUUGUGUCCAUCAUGGAGUGCACACAUUCGGAAUCCACCUUGUCCGAAGUGUUCCGAUGCUUCAUUUGUAUGGAAAAACUACGGGACGCUCAUCUAUGUCCGCACUGCUCAAAACUUUGUUGCUACGUGUGCAUUCGAAGAUGGUUAACAGAACAAAGAUCCCAAUGUCCACACUGUCGAGCUUCCUUGCACUUACACGAACUUGUAAACUGUCGCUGGGUAGAAGAAGUUACCCAACAGUUGGACACGUUGCAAGCUGCCAACACGAGUCCAACCAAUGAAGGCGACAAAGACAAGUGUUUAUCUCAUUUGGAGAAGCUGUCAGUCUACUGUUGGACAUGUCGUUGCUGUAUAUGUCAUCAGUGUGCAUUGUGGGGUGGCACCCACUCUGGUCACACUUUCAAACCCUUGGACGACGUUUACGAGCAACACGUUACGCAGAUCAAAGACGAAGUUGCACAAUUAAGACGACGACUUAUGGAGCUCAUAAGCAUCGUGCAAGAAAUCGAUAGAAACGUGGAAUCUGUUAGAUCAGCAAAAGACGAAAGAGUGCGUGAGAUCCGUAACGCGGUGGAACUCAUGAUCGCCCGACUGGAUUCCCAGCUCAAAACCAAACUGUUAACGUUAAUGGGGCAGAAAGAUUCACUGUCCCAGGAAACAGAACAACUGGAGCAUUUGUUGCACGAGAUCGAGCACCAGUUGCACACGUGCAGCCGAUCAGAACUGAUCACUAAAAGUGGCGACUUGUCCAGAAUGAUCCACGCCAUCAGAAAGAAACCUAUGACUAGCUUCGUCACUGCUCCAGUUCCGGCAGAUUUUCACAGUGAGAUAGUUCCCAAUUACGACAGUAGCACGUUCGUGAUACACUGUUACUCACAGCUCCAGAGAAAAGCAGAUCCUGUCUAUUCAACUCCACUGCAUUGUAACGGUUUAUGCUGGAGAUUGAAGGUUUAUCCUGAUGGUAAUGGUGUGGUGCGUGGCAAUUACCUGUCGGUGUUCUUGGAAUUAAGUGCUGGUUACCCAGAGACCUCCAAAUAUGAAUAUCGAGUGGAAAUGAUUCACCAGUCCACCAGAGACUCAUCAAAAAAUAUCAUCCGGGAAUUUUCAUCAGAUUUUGAAGUUGGGGAGUGCUGGGGAUAUAACAGGUUCUUCCGCCUUGAUCUGUUGGCCAGUGAAGGAUACUUAAAUGUACCACUGGAUACCUUGGUGUUGAGAUUUCAGGUAAGGGCACCAACAUUUUAUCAAAGAUGCAGAGAUCAACAGUGGUACAUCAAUCAACUGCAAACCGUCCAAAACCAGUACAUAUCCCAGAUUAAUGAAUCGAAGGAGAGAUUGACGACAGAAUUAACCAGAACGGGCAUCACCUCGAACAUGAGCAGUGCAACCGGUGAUGCCACGGCCAAUAUGCCAAAAGCUCCAUCUUUUAGUACGAGUGGUACCACUAAUGACGUGGUGGACUGUGCUACAGGAUCUCCAUCAAAUUUUAAUCUUCCCGAAAAGGCCAGCUCUUCUCAAGUAGAUCCUAGCACUUUUAGAAACGUACCCGAGCACUCAGGAUUCAAUUCUCAGUGGAAGCCGAGCGUUUCCAUGAGGGAUUACAGCGAUGUUACAUCGAGCCCACCUGAUGUUGAUGUUGUGAGCAGUUCUUCAAGCUCCUCCAUACGAACUCAAGAUUUGCUUGAUGCCCGCAAUGGCGCGGAAAACGGUGAGAUUUCCAAUGACGAAAUCGAUUUAGAAAUAUCAGCUCUUGGUGAUUACGAAAACGUUUCGAGCGAUUCCAGUGAUGAAAAUUGUCCAGAUCAUCCGCAGUCUGGAAAUCCAGUGGCAGAGAAAGACAAUAGUGGGUCUGCCGAAAAUCGUCAAGAGAACGAAGUUCCAUCAGCUGAAAAUUCUUCUUCUCAAGAAUAAUGACACUGGGGACCAUUUCGCAAGUUUUAAUUCCCCUUUACAGGGGAUCAAACAUCGAUCUUUAUACACUGAUUUUUAUAUAUACUCACCUAUAUUAUUAAUUUAUUAUACUUUUAUACUCACAAAUUACUUAAUGUUGAGAUGCUAAUAUCAUAUAUUAUAUAUGUAUCUAUUAAACUACAUCUUAAAUAGAUAA